AUGAACAUCAUGACGACAACCCACGUGAGGCCGGACGGUCCGCAGUUCGGCCCGUCCAGGGAAAAAUGCGGCCCCGUUGCCGCCCUUUCAGGCCCCUCACGGCCCCUUCGCGGCCCCGUCGCCGCCCUUCCGCGGCCCCGUCGCCGCCCUUUCAGCGGCCCCGUCGCCAACCUGCGGCCCUACGGCCCCGUCGCCUACCUGCGGCCCUACGGCCCCGUCGCCUACCUGCGGCCCUACGGCCCCGUCGCCUACCUGCGGCCCCGGCCCCGUCGCCUUCCUGCGGCCCCGGCCCCGUCGCCUACCUGCGGCCCUAUGGCCCCGUCGCCUACCUGCGGCCCUACGGCCCCGUCGCCUACAUGCGGCCCUACGGCCCCGUCGCCUUCUUGCGGCCCCGGCCCCGUCGCCUACCUGCGGCCCUACGGCCCCGUCGCCUACCUGCGGCCCUACGGCCCCGUCGCCUACCUGCGGCCCCGGCCCCGUCGCCUUCUUGCGGCCCCGGCCCCCCCCGUCGUCACUUGCGGCCCCGCCACCUGCGGCCCCGUCGCCACCUACGGCCCCGUCGCCCACUUCGGCCCCGAUGCCACCUGCGGCCCCACCCACUUGCGGCCCCGACCCCGCCGCGGCCAUGCCCCGUCGCCAGCCGCGGCACACCGGGGGCACGUGCACCGCCCCCCCCCCCCUUUUCCCGUCACCCGUCGCGGCUCCUGA
Molecule: messenger RNA, 708 nt
Organism: Closterium sp. NIES-65
Lineage: Eukaryota; Viridiplantae; Streptophyta; Zygnematophyceae; Desmidiales; Closteriaceae
Source: the annotation of a GenBank genome assembly